GAGAGAGGGAGGGAGGCAGAUAGAUUAUGAACAGAUGUUCUGAUGCAAAUCAACUCAUCUAAACAUAAUAAAGAAGGCCUAGGGCAUUAGUUGUAUUCGCGUAAUGAGUUCUAAAAUAGAAUGAUGCGUUUCUAUUUGCUUUGUCAGGAGAAUUUGCUUAAUGUAUAAUGCAAAUAUAAUGCAAACACGCACCUGUGAGUACGUUUUAAUAUUAGAAUGCUGUACGCAUAAAACAUAAAUCAAGUUCGCGUCACAGAGUCGUGAUGGUCCAUUGCAAGGCUGUGAGCUGUGUCUUUAGUAACUUCAUAGAUGCACAAACGAUGCUUUACUUUUUGCUAGCCCUGCUGUCUUUUCCUGCCCAUGGUCUUCCGUCGAAUGACCCUGAACAUCUGGACUGCGUUCCAUUGCAGUAUACUCAGCCUGGGGAUUAUGUGAUUGGUGGAUUGUUCUCCCUGUGCACAACUCCGAUAACGGGACGCCAUGCAGGCGAGUGUAAAUGUGCGGUGGUCGACGAGAUGUCAUGCCAUCUUUUCCAAGUGAUGAGACUCGCUGUGAUGGAAAUCAACAGCUCCGGCCGCCUGCUUCCCAACGUGACUCUGGGGUACCAUGUCUUGGAUUGCACCUCCGAGGCGAUCUGCUUAAAGACAAUGUUGUACUUUGUUUCAACCAAGAAAGGGCUGCAAGUAAAUUCACAGUCCUUCUUGUACAACGAUCAAACCAACGUGAAGGCAGUGAUCGGCCCCAUGUUCAGCAGCAUAGCCUUGAGUUUGGGACCCAUUCUGAGUCCCUUUCUUAUGCCGCAGGUCAGUUAUGGAGCUACAAAUGAGAAAUUAAGCAACAAGUGGUCAUAUCCCUCCUUCUUUCGGACCAUUCCCAGCGACAAUUACCAAGUCAGGGCAAUGCUCAUGCUGCUAGCAAAGUUUCAGUGGAACUGGAUUGCACUCCUGACCAGCGAAGAGGACUAUGGGGAGGAUGGAGGACAGAGCUUGCUGGAGCUGGCCUCCCAGUUUGGGGUUUGUGUCGCGUACAAAGGAAAAUUGCCCACUGGCAGUAGCAAUUCGACCACAAGAAUAAAUGAAAUGAUCCAAAACAUCAUCCGAUCGAGGGUGAACGUUACAGUCCUAUUCUCUUUGUUUGCUCCUGCUGUCACAUUCUUCCAAAUGGCAGCGAAAGAGACCAAACUGAAAGACAAAGUGUGGAUUGCCAGCGAGCCCCUGGCGUACGAAGCGUUCCUGGAGCAGAACGCUGGCAAGCUUAUAAUACUCCCAGUCACGCAGCCGAAGCUCCCUGAAGAACUUGAAUCUGAAUUCAACAGGAGAGAGAACGCUAAGACGGACACACAGAAUGAGACGAAGGCAAUGCACGGCUGUGAGGAAUGUGUCUCGGUUAUAGAUAAGGGAGUCGAUGGACAGUAUGAAUUCAGUGUAUAUUCUGCUGUACACGCUGUAGCGCAUGCUCUGCACCAGCUACUGGGAUGUGACUCGGGAAAGUGCCGCAAGGACGCCUUUCAUCCCAAAGACUUGCUGGUGGAGCUUCAAAAGGUGAACUUUUCUCUUCUCAACCACUCUGUGUAUUUUGACAAGAACGGGAACCACCUUUCUGGUUAUGACAUCGUUGUGUGGGACUGGAAUGCUGGGAAGCUGUCUUCCACUAAGACUGGGUUUUACAGCCCUGCAUCGGAAACCUUUGAGGUCGAUGGAAGUUUGAUCAACUGGACGAAUAACAAGGUGCUGACCUCGGUGUGUUCGGAGGAAUGUCAGACAGGACAUAGGAGGAAGUGGGCUGCAUCGCAUCGCUGCUGCUUUACCUGUGAAGUCUGUCCAGAAGAAACUUUCCUCAAUACCAGUGAUCUCUAUGUCUGCCAACCUUGUCCGAACGGACACUGGUCAUCUAAAGGAAGUGCACUUUGCCAGCCCAGAACCCUGGUGUACCUCUUCUGGACGGACAGUGUGUCCAUCAUACUGCAGGUGGUGUCUCUCCUUUUCCUGGUUAUGGUUUCAGGCACCGCGGCUGUCUUUGUGACUAACUUGAAAACUCCAGUGGUACGGUCAGCAGGAGGCAAAAUCUCCUUACUCAUGUUGGCAUCGCUGGCAUUGUCUUGUUGUGGUGUCUUUUCUAAUGUUGGGAGGCCCACUGUUGCGACCUGCCAGCUUGCGAUUGUGUUUGCUUUGGGUUUCACAACCUGCCUUUCGUGCAUCACAGUGAGAUCGUUCCAGUUGCUGUGUAUUUUCAAACUGGCUGCAAAGCUGCCCAAUGCCUUUGAUUUUUGGGUUAAAGAACAGGGGCAGUACAUUCUUAUCUUCCUGUGCACCACCCCCCAGAUUGCUAUUUCCAUAUGCCUGCUGAUCAGAGGUUUACCUCCUGUUGAAAUCAUUAACAAGGACACUAUAAUGCCGAUAUGCAGUAUCUCAGGUCUGGUGCUGAAUCUGUCUUACAUUGGCCUGCUCAGCUUGUUCAGCUUCGUUUGUUCAUACAUGGGGAAAAAACUGCCAGAUAACUACAACGAGGCCAAGUGCACUGCAUUCAGUUUGUUCAUAUGUAUAACUUCAUGGAUUUCUUAUUUUACAUUGAUAUCUGUAUAUACAGGGAAUCCAGCUGCUUUUAAUGCAGCAGCUAUGUUGAUUACUUUAUUUGCAGUCUUUGGGAGUUACUUCAUCCCUAAAUGCCACGCUAUCCUUAUUAGACCAGAACUGAACACCACUACACACUUCCAGUCCUGCAUCCAGCUGUAUACAAUGCAGAACAAUACACAGUCCAAGCUCAACUGAUGAUCUGUUACUGAAGUGCCAGAUCGAACAAAAACAUUCCUGCAAAACUUACCUAAUACCAAUUGCUGUCAUUUCCUAGGUCUCACAUUGUAGAAGUUUAUCAGCUGUCCCUGUAGGGGUUGCUGAAGACCUUAGCA
Messenger RNA from Acipenser ruthenus (sterlet), 2905 nucleotides. RefSeq names its product taste receptor type 1 member 1-like. Gene Ontology annotation, cellular component: membrane. The transcript has 6 exons. Gene Ontology annotation, molecular function: G protein-coupled receptor activity. The coding region runs from base 264 to 2768 and encodes 834 amino acids. NCBI's taxonomy places the organism in Eukaryota, Metazoa, Chordata, Actinopteri, Acipenseriformes, Acipenseridae. Gene Ontology annotation, biological process: G protein-coupled receptor signaling pathway. The record is from RefSeq and is a predicted model, not a curated record.